Scaptodrosophila lebanonensis is the source of this 1040-nucleotide messenger RNA. It is a transcript of the gene Yip1d1, whose product is annotated as protein YIPF5. The record is from RefSeq and is a predicted model, not a curated record. NCBI's taxonomy places the organism in Eukaryota, Metazoa, Arthropoda, Insecta, Diptera, Drosophilidae. Gene Ontology annotation, cellular component: membrane; trans-Golgi network. The transcript is spliced from 6 exons. Bases 73 to 864 code for a protein of 263 amino acids. Gene Ontology annotation, biological process: vesicle fusion with Golgi apparatus; endoplasmic reticulum to Golgi vesicle-mediated transport.
CUUUCCGUAUUUUAUUGAAAUUAUCGUGUAUUUAAUAAGUUUCCAUUUAUAAGUGUGCAUAAAAUAUUUAAUAUGUCACAGUUUGGUGGUCCAAAUGAUUUCUACACCACCGGGCCGGCGGAUGCCAGCUAUAAUUUUGAUGUGCCGGAAUUCGGGCAGGAACUCAAUUUUCAGAGCUUUGAUAACACCCAAAGCUCUGUGCCGCCUAAUUACGAUCCCCCCUACAACAAUCCCGGGCAAAAUCAAGGCCUGAGCAGCUUCUAUGAUCCGACGGCCUACACAGAGAACACGUAUGCACAGGACAAGAGUUACAAGCAGGGCGGAGAUGGAGCGGGCAAUGAGUUCGAUGAUGAGCCACCACUGCUGGAAGAGCUGGGCAUUAAUCCAAAUCACAUUUUCCAAAAGACACUUGCUGUGCUGAAUCCUUUGCGCGGCACUGAGCAACAAAUUCUACAGGACACGGACAUGGCCGGACCGCUGGUAUUUUGCCUCGCACUUGGCGGUUUCCUCCUGCUGAGUGGAAAAGUAACCUUCUCCUACAUCUAUGGCAUUGGCGUAAUGGGCUGCAUUUUCUUCUAUUGUCUGCUCUCGCUGAUGGUCACACGCGCUCAGGUUACCUUCGGUGCAGUGGCCUCGGUGCUCGGCUACUGUCUGCUGCCAAUGGUUGUCCUUUCAGGCAUCAACAUUUUAAUCACCAUUCAGGGCACACUCGGCCUAAUUGUGAGCGGCAUCUCCAUAUUGUGGUGCGCCAUAUCGGCAUCGAAACUAUUCGCCACAGCGUUCUCCAUGGACCAUCAACAGCUGCUGAUUGCCUAUCCGUGUGCCGUACUCUAUGGAGGAUUUGCGUUGAUUACCAUUUACUAGGCCGACCGACCAGCCGGACAGCUGCCCAGCCGGACAGCCGGCCAACCGACCACGCCUGCCACCGUUGUGUGCAGCAGCGUGUGCGCUUUUAAUUGUAACAAUCGGCAGAGUACACGCAAUGCAUAAAUGUUAAAAUAUAUAUAUGUAUAUACAACACAGACAUACCUACAAGUAUA